Molecule: messenger RNA, 519 nt
Organism: Funneliformis mosseae
Lineage: Eukaryota; Fungi; Glomeromycota; Glomeromycetes; Glomerales; Glomeraceae
Source: the annotation of a GenBank genome assembly
AUGCCUCAAAGUGGUACAGGCGUUUCCGUAGAAGCGGUCGAUCUCAAAAAUGUUGGACAUGUUGAAGCAAACUGGACGAUAAGAAUUGAAGUUCUUUUGUGUCUGAGAUUAUUGAGACCCGAAAUGGUGGUUGGCUGGUAUCACUCUCACCCUGAUUUGGAUUCUGUCAAAGGCAAAGUAGUUACUGAUGCUUUUCGCCUGAUCAAUCCUCAAAUGCUUAUGCUAGGUCAAGAGCCACGUCAAACCACUUCCAAUAUUGGACAUCUUAAUAAACCAAGUAUUCAAGCUUUGAUCCAUUAUUAUUCGAUUGCUAUUUAUUAUCGAAAGAAUGGAUUUGUUGCUCAAUUUGCACAAAAUUUGGACCCAUGGAUUGACGCUGCCAAACUUUGCGGAACACACCGAGAUCAAUGGAAAGAAGGAAUCAACCAUAACACUAGAACAAUUGAAAACUCGACAUGUUGGAAAACAGGAUCCAAAGCGUCAUUUAGAGGAAAGUGUGGAAGACGUUAUGUCCAAUAA